This is a messenger RNA of Talaromyces stipitatus ATCC 10500, 4188 nucleotides long. RefSeq names its product ATP-binding cassette transporter, putative. Gene Ontology annotation, cellular component: membrane. NCBI's taxonomy places the organism in Eukaryota, Fungi, Ascomycota, Eurotiomycetes, Eurotiales, Trichocomaceae. Gene Ontology annotation, molecular function: ATP hydrolysis activity; ABC-type transporter activity; ATP binding. The transcript is spliced from 3 exons. The record is from RefSeq and is a predicted model, not a curated record. The coding region runs from base 142 to 4188 and encodes 1348 amino acids. Gene Ontology annotation, biological process: transmembrane transport.
CAGUAAGUUGGCUUAAUCCACUGAAUUUGAGCCACUGUCAGCUGAAGAAACGAGACGCGAAUGGAACGAAAGUAGUAGCCCCCUCGGUCUUCUGUCCAGAGAACAUGUUUUUUCUUUCUUUCUUCUUCCAAGCUGAUCUGUAUGAGACACGUCGCGCUCUAUUUCCUAUCCAUAACCGGAGGCAACGACAGCCGUGCUAGUGCCUCACUGAUAGAUCAAGGAGAUAGAGCAUUUGAUGCUUCCACCGCGCUUGAAACUCAUCUCGAAUUCAAGCAUUCCCUCCAGGACGGGCUGAUCAUGGGUAGCACGGGAUGUUAUUCCACAAUUGAACUCACUACACAAAACCCUAAUGAGGCCAAACCCAAUUUGGGACCGUUGCAGAGCAGUCGGUUCAGUUCACGGACAGAUGAGUCGAGGCAGCGACUAUCUGGAGAUACGUCGUGUAACAUCCUCCAGCAUCAAAUCAAUAUUCACCCGUCAAAGUCUAAGUUGAUACACUUGUACCGCUAUGCCUCACCGCUGGAGAAGGCCUUGACAGUCAUUGCAUGCCUCUCGGCAAUCGCUGCAGGGACUGGCUUUCCGCUGCUGGCUCUCGUAUUUGGCAGUGCUUCUGAAUCACUCAAGGACACUGGCUUGGAUGGCAGGGUCGCAGAUUCGUUCCGAUCACGAAUAACAUCAUACGUGUUGGACUACGUCUACCUCGCUAUCGCAGUCUUUUUUCUUAAUUACAUCUCCAUCGGUCUAUUCAUAUACACUGGGGAGAAGCUGACGUUGAGAGCAAAGGAGGAGCACCUGAAGUGCAUGCUUCGACAGAACAUUGGCUUCUUCGAUCAGCUUGGGGCAGGAGAAGUGGCGACGCGGAUUGGCAAGGACUUCAACCUUGUCCAGUCAGCGAUUUCGGAAAAGGUCGGGCUCGUACUUACUGGCACCAGUACUUUCAUCACAGCGGUGUUGAUUGGUUUUACGAAGUCCUGGAAACUCACCCUGAUCUGCCUGAGCACGGUCGUGGCCAUCGUCGUCAUCAUGUGCGUUGGCAGCGUGCUGGUUACCGUCUGGGAGAAGAGGGCGCAGGACGCCCAUGCUGUCAGUGGCUCCAUUGCUGAGGAAAUACUCGGUUCAAUCAGGGAUACUAUUGCGUUUGGGAUGAGAGACAAGAUGGCACAGAAGUAUAGUGCACAUCUCGUCGAGGCGCGUCGCUGGGGAUUUCGCGCAAAGAUUGGGAUUGGCGCCCUUUUUGCCAUUCUCAUGUGUCUUGUAUACAUGAACUCGGGGCUAUGUUUUUGGAUGGGCUCUCGGUUUCUAGUUGCAGGAGAUAUCACGCUUUCAGACAUCCUGACCAUCAUUUUGGCCGUCAUCACGGGGGCGUUCUAUUUAGGGUCAGUUGGGCCGCACGUCCAGGCUAUCAGCGCCGGGGCAGCAGCAGCUUCAAAGAUAUUCUCGGUCAUUGACCGAAAAUCACCAAUAGAUUCAUUGUCGGACCACGGGAUUCGGUUGACUGCUGUUGAAGGAAAUUUGACAUUGAACUGUAUCCAACACAUAUAUCCUUCCCGGCCUGACGUUGUUGUCCUAGACGAUAUUGCCUUGAGCAUCCCCGCCGGGAAAACGACCGCCAUAGUCGGCGCAUCCGGGUCCGGAAAAUCAUCGAUUGUCAAUCUAAUCGAGAGGUUCUACGAACCAGUAAAGGGGUCAGUGGAUCUCGAUGGCCACGACAUACGAGACCUUAAUCUUUCUUGGCUAAGACAGCAAAUCGCUCUGGUCCAACAGGAGCCGGUGCUCUUCCACGGCACGAUCAAGGAAAACAUAUCAUUGGGCCUCAUGCACUCUGCUUUUGCUGUUGCUCCUGAAGAGGUACGCACACAGAGAAUCAUUAAGGCAGCGAAACUCGCGAACGCGCACGAGUUCAUAUCCGAUCUGCCCCAUGGCUAUGACUCCAUGCUCGGAGUUCGCGGUAUGCUGCUGUCCGGUGGGCAAAAACAACGCAUCGCAAUAGCCAGAGCAAUCGUUAGCGACCCCAAGAUCCUCCUUCUGGAUGAGGCAACGUCGGCCAUAGAUUCGAAAUCGGAGGAGGCCGUGCAGAAAGCUAUCAACCAAGCGUCAAGAGGAAGAACAACCGUGGUUAUUGCACAUAGACUAUCCACCGUCAGAAACGCAGACAAUAUUGUCGUUUUGCACCGGGGCCAGAUUGCUGAGCAAGGCACCCACAAUGAACUGAUGGAGCUGCGUGGGUCAUACCACAAGCUGGUAUUAGCCCAGAGUGGUACCCUGGACAGCUCGUCAAUGUCCGGACACGCCAAAUUAGACCUGGCAGAGUCAUUCAACGACGCUCCCGUAUCCGAACCCUCAGAACUUGACAGCCAUUCAAUCAAUGAGAGGUCACGCGAUAUAAAGGAAGAUCAGUACUCACAACCAUACAACAUCUCGAGCGACUUAUCCUUCGUCGCCCAACUCAACUUACCAGAAUGGCCCGUCCUAGCUGCAGGCCUCGCAAUGAGCUCCCUGGCCGGGUUAGCCCAACCUGCCCAGUCUGCCCUGUACGCCAAGGCAAUUAUUGCAUUGGCCAAGCCAUUGACGGAGCAUUCCCAAAUCCGACACGAUGUGAAUAUUCUAGCACUGCUGUACCUUGGCCUAGCAUUGUUACUACUAGUUCUCAAGAUGGGUGAGGGUAUCGCGCUUGGUCUGUGUAGCGAGCGACUAAUCAGCCGCGCGCGGGAGAUGGCAUUUCGAAGCAUGCUAAAGCAGGACAUCAGCUUCUUCGAUAAGACAGAAAACGACGCUGGAUCUUUAACAAGCUUCCUAAGUGCUGAGACGGAGAAUCUCAGGUCCGUUUCGGGAACCACGCUCGGCGUGCUGGUGAGCAGUUUCGCUACCGUAGUCGGGGGUAUUAUUAUCGCCCUUGCGGUGGGAUGGAAACUGACACUUGUUUGUGUAUGCGCUGUGCCAGUGAUCUUAGGAACAGGGAUUCUUCGUUUCAAGAUAUUGGCGGACUUUGGCGAGACGGUGGCGGCGUACAACGCCAAGUCUGCAAGCCUGGCUUGCGAAUACACCAACGCCAUGCGCACUGUUGCGUCUCUGGCAAUGGAGGCGUAUGUCCUAGAUCAGUACGCAGCCCUCCAUCGCGACCAGCUCAGGCAGUCUUGGAAGGCUAAUCUGCGCAACUCCGGGCUCUAUGCUAGCGCGCAAUCGGCGCUAUACCUCGCCAUGGCGCUUGCGUUUUGGUACGGUUCCAGGUUGCUGUUUCGCGGAGAGUAUUCGCGGUUUCAAUUUUUUCUUGUUUUCGCCGAAGUCAUAUUCGGAGUACAAUCUGCCGGAACCCUCGCUAGCUUCGCGGGAGACAUCUCCAAGGGACGUCGGGCGGCGCGAUGGCUGCGCGUGCUGGCGGAUCGAGAACCCAGAAUUAACGAGUCGUAUGAAGGCGACAACAACAACUUGCCUCAGUCGGAAUGGCCUGUUGAAUUCCGCAACGUGAGCUUCAGUUAUCCUUCGAGACCCGGGGCGUUGGCUCUGUGCAACGUCAGCUUUAGCAUCCAACCUGGCCAGUACGCUGCAUUAGUCGGCACGUCAGGCUCCGGAAAAUCCACGAUUAUUUCUCUACUGGAGAGAUUCUACGAUCCCCAACAAGGAAGCAUACUCGUUGGUGGUCGUCAUAUUGCGGACCUUAACCUCCGAGCAUACAGAUCACAGCUGGCACUCGUAGCUCAGGAACCGACCCUGUAUCGUGGUACUAUCAGAGACAAUAUCCUGUACGGGGUGGACGAGAAGAAUAUCAAAGUCGACGAGAAAACAUUGAUACAAGCGUGCAAGGAUGCCAACAUCUAUGAUCUCAUCCUGUCCCUACCGAAGGGAUUCGAUACGGAAGUUGGCAGUCGAGGCCUCCUUCUCUCUGGAGGUCAGAAACAACGCAUAUCAAUUGCACGGGCGCUUCUUCGCAGCCCGAGAAUUCUUCUUCUUGAUGAAGCGACUUCCGCGCUGGAUUCCGAGUCCGAGCGUACCAUACAGAUAGCCCUGGACAAUGCGUCCAAAGGCCGAACCACGAUCGCAAUUGCGCAUAGGCUGAACACAAUUCAACAUGCAGAUGUCAUAUUUGUCUUUGAUAAAGGGCGGCUGGAAGAUAGAGGGACGCACACCGAACUCAUGCAGCGGAGUGGACGGUAUCGAGAGAUGGUAUUGUUACAGAAUCUACCUGGGUAA